AUGCUGCCAAAUCAGAAAGUCUCCACGGGGCGGGAAAAAGCGCCCCCGCUGAAGACUCGGAAGAUCCUGGUCUCAGAGUUCGGUGGGCCGCAAACGCUAGAUCCUGGCCCAAGGAGUAAUACCUGUCUCAGUCUGGGCGAUGUGAUCUAUGAGAAUACUAAAGCUGAACAAAGUGCAGAGGAAGAAGCAAAAACACGCGAAACGAGGCCCAAAAACAACACAGGCAAAGAAAGCAUCAUCAAAACAGGGAGAAAAAAUAACACAGACGACGGUGGGAAUUCAAAAGAAAAGGACGGCGCAAACGACAACUUGCCCGGGGACAUUUUGAACGCUAAAGUAAUCAGUAGUAGGGCGCCACUUAAGACAUUAGGAAGUGCUAAAAACAAUCAUGGUACCGAGGGGAGAACUGUUAGUCCUCAGGACUCGGCUAAAGAAAAUUCUUUAACUUCUAGUGGGAAGAAGUCAAAGUCAAAUAAUCACCGAAAAGACAAAAAGGGUGACGAUUCAUCGAAAAAGACACCAACAAACGAGACAGCUAAAACGUCCCCGAGUUUGCAUAAGCACUCCAAGUUUGCAAGUCUUAAAACCCGGAGAGAGAGCGGGGUAUUUCUGUUGUCGGACACAGCCUUAACCUACGACAAGAUUCCUGGCCUACCGUCCCCCGGAAAUUCGAUUCCCGGAUCUUCUAGCACCUCGACUUCCGGAUCAAGCAGAGCCAGUGUUAGGACAAAUGGUAGUAAAACUUCCAUCUCACUAUACAAAAACCUCAAUCUCUUGCUUCCACAGUCUUUUUUUGUUGACCGCUGCUUCCAGCUCUUUGACAAAGAUGCAGACGGGGAGAUAAACGUGCACGUUCUUCUGGAUGACUUGCGUGCCCUUGUCUUCGGAACCCAGACGGAUAAGCUGCGCUUCCUCUUCAACGUUUACAAUAUUCGAGGCACAGGCAAAAUUGUGAAGAGCGAGAUACAAGAGGUGCUGAAAUGUUGUAUCGAGGAGAGCAAGCUGCAGGUCAGCUCAGAGAAUUUGCAGGUGAGCACACUCCGAGAACAGCCACAAAAAAACGUGGCUCAUUUGUCCACUCAGAUCGGAGAAGUAUCCUCUGUGUUCUACUGGAGCCACAAGCUGUACCUGCUGUUCUGGGCCCUGCUUAUUGUGCACGCCGAGGACUUCUGGAAGUGGUUCAUCGUGCCCGGGCUGGUUUUCCUCCUAGAGACCGUCUCUCGGCUCACCUGUGUCCGGCACAUACACAUGGGGCGGACCUACGUCGAGAUGGUGUCACUGCUGCCUUCUGAGGUGACGCAGAUGGUCAUUUCACGUCCACCAGGCUUCCACUUCCGGCCAGGGGAUUACGUGUUCCUACAGGUUCCAGCAAUUGCCAAGUACGAGUGGCAUCCCUUCACCAUCAGCAGCGCACCAGAGGACACAGCUAAUCUAUGGGUUCAUGUUCGAUCUUCUGGUUACUGGACCAAGUCUCUCCAUGACUACUUUGUCAACUACACCUCAGACGAUGUGGAGGAGGGGCGGGCAGCUACAGGUGUCGUGGACGAGGUACAGAAGAGCCACAUCCGCCGACGAGCGUCCUCCAUCGCCUGGUUCAGACAGAAGCCUCUCAAAGCUCGCAAGAUUGACGCCACCAUACGCCGCCGAGUCGUCACCAAGACCACCAGGGUUUUGUGUCACAUCGACGGUCCUUACGGAACACCCAGCAGACAUAUCUUCCAGGCAGAGCAUGCCGUUCUCAUUGGCUCUGGCAUUGGAAUCACGCCGUUUGCCUCGAUAUUACAGUCUAUAGUGAACCAGUACAAGGCAAGUCGCGUUCGGUGCCCCAAGUGUGAGUACAACUGGUGUCAUCGCACCCCGGACUCCUUCAUGGCACUCAAGAGGGUUGACUUCAUUUGGAUCAACAGAGACCAACGUAACUUUGAAUGGUUUGUCUCCCUUCUCUCUCGGCUGGAGCGUGAGCAACAGGUUGAUGGUGGGAUAGGCGGCAUUCUGCACAUGCAGAUGUACAUGACCUCAGCGCCCCCCAAGACCGACAUGAAAGGCCUGGGUUUGCAACUGGCGCUUGACCUGGUGCAUGAGAGCGAGAACACGGACCUCAUCACGGGCCUACAGACUCGGACACAGGCGGGCAGGCCGGACUUCCCCGCGAUCUUCAAAAAAAUCCAGGACAACGCUAAAGGGAAGGUGACUGUGUUCUUCUGCGGCUCACCGCUUCUGGGGAACACUCUCAAACACGAGAGCCAUCGGUUCGGCUUCGAUUUCCGACACGAGUACUUCUGACGUAAAAGUACUUCUAGCGAAAUAAUACUUCUCAUGUUGUACUUCUCCUGUGGUACUUCUGAUGUAGUACUUUUGAUGUAUUGUUAAUCACCAAUGAACAGUGAGCACAACAUUCAGAACUGUUUCUUGGCCACAUGUAUACCCUGUUCAGCCCUUUGGGACCACUCUCAUAAGCAGGCAGAAACACUCAUGCUAUAAUAAUAAAAGCUAACAAUUGGACUGGUUGUGUCUACUUCAAAAAAGGUGUGGGGAGUUAACUCCUUACAAUCUCAUGGUUGCUGUGGGUGGGUGUUUUUUUUUUCUUUCCUCGACUUUUAACCGCGCUAUAAUCAGGUCAUGCCUGAUUAUGACACCAGCUUCUGGCUGUGAAAGGCUAGACAAAGGCAGCCGUUGAUAAUUGUUAUGUAUUAUAACACAUUAAUUGUAGUAUUGUCAUCUCCUUGUUUGUGCGUUCACAUCUUAAAAAUAACAUUUAGUGUUUAAAAAAGCUUGAGACCAUUAUUCCUGCAGCACGUUAAAAAGUUAUGAUUACAUUUUACCGAAAGUGGGAAUAAAUAAUGUAUUUAAUUAGAUAUUUUCCCGAUUUUUUUGGCGGUUGAAUAUACAAUAAGAAUUCAGGAUGUGUUUCCAUUAACAACUCAGAAAUGCAGCUUCGGGUAUAAAGCUUUGUCUAUUGUGUUCCUCAUAUGGGAAAUCUAUUCGUGUGUGACCCCAUCUCUAUAUGGUUCCUUGUCUCGCUUUGACUAUAGGCCUACCCUGUCAAACAAGUUAGCUUUCACCCCAGCUUCUGACGAGGUGCUUCUGGCGUAAUUCUACUGACGACGAAGUAUUUCUGACGUAGAAGUACAUCUGACAUAGAUCUAGUAGUACUUCUACGUUUGUCAAGUUCUCUUUUUGCAGCCAAUUUGAUAUCGCUACAAUCAUAUGCUUACCGUGUUUGGGUAUAAAUUAUAAAAGGGGGGAAAGAAGUUCCUUUUUAAUAUUAUAUGAAAGAAGUGAUACUCUUCCCCUUCGAUUGAGGAAAAGCAUAUUGGGUAAGAAGUUAAUGAAAAGGUGCAUAAAACAAUGCAUGGAGAGAACAGACUCUCUCAACCUGUCCCCGUUGUUUUAUGCAAGAAAAAUUCUGAAAUUAUGCA
Molecule: messenger RNA, 3419 nt
Organism: Aplysia californica (California sea hare)
Lineage: Eukaryota; Metazoa; Mollusca; Gastropoda; Aplysiida; Aplysiidae
Product: NADPH oxidase 5-like
Exons: 12
Coding region: 1-2283 (760 amino acids)
Biological process (GO): superoxide anion generation; defense response
Cellular component (GO): NADPH oxidase complex; plasma membrane
Molecular function (GO): calcium ion binding; superoxide-generating NAD(P)H oxidase activity
Source: RefSeq, a predicted model, not a curated record